Chroicocephalus ridibundus (black-headed gull) is the source of this 1489-nucleotide messenger RNA. RefSeq names its product BPI fold-containing family C protein-like. Bases 1 to 1413 code for a protein of 470 amino acids. Gene Ontology annotation, molecular function: lipid binding. The transcript is spliced from 15 exons. Lineage: Eukaryota; Metazoa; Chordata; Aves; Charadriiformes; Laridae. The record is from RefSeq and is a predicted model, not a curated record.
AUGGCGAAGACUUGCUGUUCUCUCCUCCUCUUAAGUUUGCUCAGCGGGCAACUCGAUGCCAACCCUGGUCUCAAAGUGAGGAUCACCCAGAAGGGCUUGGAAUACGCCAAGGAGGUUGGGCUGGAAAUCCUGAAGCAGAAUAUGGAGAAGGAGCGUUUCCCUGAUUUGAGUGGCUAUGAGAAAUACGGGCUCGGUAAUGUCAAAUACAACAUCUCAAGAAUACACGUCACUGCUGUUGAAUUCCCCAGCGCUUCCAUCUCCCUCAUACCUGGGACUGGGAUAAAACUGGUGAUUGGAAAUGCUUCUCUAACCAUCGAUAUGAGCUGGAACAUAAGGACCUGGAUGUUCAAAGACACCGGAAGAAGCACAGUGUACAUUUCAAAGGUGUUUGUUACUGCAAUCUUUUCAACACCCCCGGAUAAUAUAGGUCAUACAUCAAUAUCACUUACCAGCUGCCGGACAACUUCUGGUGAUAUAGACAUCAAGUUGAAUGGAAAAAGUGGUUUCCUGCAUAACUUCUUUAUCAAGUAUCUGAAGAAACCCAUUCACAGGACCUUGGUGACUAAUUCAUGUCCCAACAUCAGAUCUGGGAUCCACUUGCUAGAUGAAGACCUCCGAUCACUGAAUGUUCUAAUGCCGAUUGAUGAUUUGGCCGAAGUAGACUAUUCUUUAAAUAGCUUGCCAGCAGUAUUUCGACAGUUCAUUGACCUGGACUUAAAGGGGAUAGUUUAUCCAGCUGGAAACUAUACUGGCUCUCCUUAUGUGGCAGCUCCCUUCACUAUCCCAGACCAAAGCGAUUCCAUGCUCUACCUUGCCUUCUCUGAGUAUUUCUUUCAGACCUCCUCAUUUGCUUACUACACUGCAGGGGCCUUCAACAUCACCAUUGCAGAGGAGACUUGCAGCUAUUUUAAUAUAAGCACAGAGAUAUUUGGCAGUAUCAUCCCUGAGGUAGCCAAAUACUCAGUUACACCCUACCCAGUGAUGUUGAAGCUAACGGCUACUGAAAUACCUACCAUCAGCUUAGAGCAGGAUUCCUUCACGGUAGAGAUUCAGGGCUCCAUGGAGGUGUUUGCUGUUCUGCCAGACUCAACCACCCAGUCAUUGUUCACAAUGAACAUAGCAGCCAACACCAGCCUUGCUCUGAAUAUAUUUGACCAGAAAUUGGUGGGCUCACUAUGUUUGAACAGGCUCCAGUUCUCCCUAGCCCACUCCAAUGUUGGCUAUUUUGAGAUCUCACUUCUGGAGAAUAUCCUGUCUUACAUUUUACAGGCUGAAGUCAUUCCAUCAGCUAACGCUAAACUGUCAAAAGGAUUCCCUCUUCCCAAUCUGGCCAAUGUUACCUUGACGAGACCUCACAUUACGCUUGUACAGGGAUACAUGUUGAUUUCUACUGAUGUCCACUACAAACACUGAGGGAGAAGAGAGACCAUUUGUUAACCAUGAACUUCAAAUCAAUAAUGUGACUCUGAAGGCUAAACACUGUCCAGUU